This is a messenger RNA of Annulohypoxylon maeteangense, 1325 nucleotides long. RefSeq lists its product as uncharacterized. The transcript has 5 exons. The coding region runs from base 161 to 1150 and encodes 329 amino acids. The record is from RefSeq and is a predicted model, not a curated record. NCBI's taxonomy places the organism in Eukaryota, Fungi, Ascomycota, Sordariomycetes, Xylariales, Hypoxylaceae.
GGAGAAAGGAAGCAUGAAGACGAUGUGGUAAGUUAUGAGUGAACUUUGAAAAUAAUUAAUGAUAUAAUAAGGACUGCAGAGAAUUUGAAGAUUGGAUUUUUAAUAAUAUUAGAAAAUUUUACUAGAAACCCUUGUGUCCUUAAAUUUUCAGUUCUACAUCAUGGCCGUGUCAACCUCAACACCAGCCCCUGUUGACGCGCCCAAGGUCGUCACCCUCACUGACGAGGAGCGGGAUAGCGGUGUCAUGAGCGAUAAGAAGCUCUACGAUGCCAUCGAAGCUUUCUUCGAUGAAGGCCUUGUUGUUAUCGAGAAUGCUAUCGAUGUAGCUAUCAUCGAUAAACUUAACAAGAGGAUGCUAGCGGACACUAAAAAAUUACUUAGUGGACAAGGCGAAGUUCACUUCAAUCACCUGAACCAGAAUGCUGCUACUAGGGGGUCUGCGGCUGGUGGAAACUUGUCUCAGGUACCUCCGCUAGAGAAGGAGUGGUUAUUCCCAGAGGUCUACGCCAACAAACACGGCGCUCGUAUCGUAUCCAACAUCCUCGGUCCUCGGCCAGAGGUCCACUUCAUCCGCAGCAACACUCUUCUAGCUACCGAUGAGAGGCAACAAGUCCACGCAGAUCUCCGAUUUGAACAUCCUCAACAUCCCUUCGCCAUCGCGCUUAACACCUGCCUGAUUGAUGUUGGACCCGAGAACGGCACGACUGAGCUCUGGUUGGGUACCCAGAACACGAAUCUAGAUGAUCACCGCGAGCUAGGAGAGCCCAUGAUCGCGGAAGAAAAGUUAGAGGCAAGGCGUAAAGUUAGGGGGCCGUGCUAUCCUAGGUUAAAGAAGGGGUCUAUUGUUCUCCGAGACUUGAGACUGUGGCAUGCUGGUAUGCCUAACCCCACGCAAGAUGUCCGAAUCAUGCUUGCAAUUGUCUAUUAUGCGGCCUGGUAUAAGAACGGUGUUGUGACUCCCAUGUCCGAGUCUUUAAGACCCACCAUUGAGGCCUUGGAAGAUUACGGCAACAUCAAGAUCGCGACAGAAUGGGUGCCCGACGACGGAUACAACUACCUCAACGUCAAAUUCAGCAAUAACUUCAGCUCAACGCUGACUCCGUGGGUUUGGGAGAAAAUACAACAUGUCAAAACGGUAAAGGGUUAUUAGAACGAAAAUGAAUGAUGAGGUAGAGGCAUACUAAGACCUCAUCGCAUGGAACGCUGUGUAAAUCGGCACUGGGAUUAGGAUGUAAUUGACUAAAGAGAUAGUUAUAGAUUGUCAGGUUGUUUUUUUUUUUAAAAAUAGGAUUAGGAAAGAACAGAGCUGUCAUAAUUCCUCCAAA